Molecule: messenger RNA, 814 nt
Organism: Branchiostoma floridae (Florida lancelet)
Lineage: Eukaryota; Metazoa; Chordata; Leptocardii; Amphioxiformes; Branchiostomatidae
Product: sorting nexin-24-like
Exons: 7
Coding region: 111-599 (162 amino acids)
Molecular function (GO): phosphatidylinositol phosphate binding
Source: RefSeq, a predicted model, not a curated record
CGCUUUUAUGCAAUACAGAAGAAUCCAAUAUGGCUGCGGUGUGGUCGAAAAAAUGACCAACUUCUUUAUUUCUUUUUCUCUAGAUGCUCACACGCUUCGUACGGUAAAAUAUGAUCGAUGUAUCAAUACCGCAGUUUAAACAGAUAGAGGCGGCUGACGAGAAAGCGUACACGGUGUUUGUGAUCGAGGUGUGUGCUGCAGGUCGGCGACACACUCUGGAGAAACGCUACAGUGAGCUGCAUGCUCUGCACAGGGAGCUGAAGAAGUCUCACCUGACGCCGGAGUUCCCCCCGAAGCGCGUGCGGAACUGGAACCCCAAGGUGCUGGAGCAGCGCAGGCGGGGGCUGGAGGCGUACCUGCAGGGUUUGAUACACCAGGACAUCCUUCCCAAGAUCCUCCUGGAUUUCCUGGAGAUCAACAUGGCGACACAGCUGGGCUACGAGGAAAUAGACGGCAUAUCAGGAGAAAGGAACAAAGCCUCCCACCAGCCAGUCCUGUGCUUCUCUGCAGACAGCUUCCUCCAUCCCUCACAGAAAGGAGGAUUGCCAGACAUUGUGGUGGUGGGAGUGAGUCAAGCUCUGGAUCUCAACCUGCAGUGACUGCUUCAGGACUGUACUACCUACUGUAACUCUGGGCUUCAAGCGCCACCAACUACUCAUCACCAGUCUUACUGUGUCAAAACUGUACAACCUACUGUAACACUGUAAGGCUGGGCUUCAAGCACCCCCAACCACUUACCAGUCUUACUGUGUCAAAACUGUACAACCUACUGUAACACUGUAAGGCUGGGCUUCAAGCACCACCAACCACUUAC